This is a messenger RNA of Protopolystoma xenopodis, 741 nucleotides long. The record is from the annotation of a GenBank genome assembly. Lineage: Eukaryota; Metazoa; Platyhelminthes; Monogenea; Polystomatidea; Polystomatidae.
AUGCUUCUUUUGGUCGACGCAGACGAAUUGGUAGGCCUCUGCGGAGUUGGACGUCAGCACUCUCGAGCAAUGGCCAUCUUCAUCCUGACACCUCAGCUUCUAACCCUCGGGGUUGGCUUCAUUUUUCUGCUGUCUGGCGGCCUAUUUCGAUUGCUGCAAUCCCAUAGCCAUCGUCAUCGCUGCUCACCCGUUGACAACCACUUCACUUCCUGCUCCGAUUGUGGUCCACAUGAGGUGAACCGGAGUUCGGAGGCGUCUUACAAGACUGUGGCACGCAGCCCAGGCAAUUGUGGCCGUCUAAUGCUCAAUCCGGCCUGGCCUAGGCACGCAACCCCAGAGGCCCCUGAAGCCAGGAUGGGAAAUUUUUUGCCUCUCUCCGGCAAUUUAGGAUCACAUGAGUCAGGCAGGCAGUUGAAAGAGACAUCCGUUCGAGCCCAAACUGGAGUCAUGCUUGGUGGAAAUGGUGAGAAUGUCCACGAGCCAAGCUAUCCAAUAAUGUUUGCUGGGGCGUCACGUUGCGACGAGUUCCAAGGCUUGAAGCCGAUCAAGACCGCCUCACUCAGUCUCAACCCUGGCGAGUUGACCAGCGUCACCUCAAUGACGGGCGAGCAUCAUCCGGUAUCUCCAUCAUCUGGUGCCAGCCUCAUGGCUGGACUUUCUGGUCCGUCCAGGUACAUCCAGAAGACUGGCUCACUUCGCCCAGGACAGACGCUGGACACAAUAGGUCUCUCAAGGGUCGAG